Messenger RNA from Lithohypha guttulata, 1377 nucleotides. RefSeq lists its product as uncharacterized. Gene Ontology annotation, biological process: DNA-templated transcription initiation. NCBI's taxonomy places the organism in Eukaryota, Fungi, Ascomycota, Eurotiomycetes, Chaetothyriales, Trichomeriaceae. Gene Ontology annotation, cellular component: RNA polymerase I complex. Bases 1 to 1377 code for a protein of 458 amino acids. The transcript is spliced from 2 exons. The record is from RefSeq and is a predicted model, not a curated record.
AUGGAAAUUCGUGCCGAGAACGAAAAUGCACAACUGCUGCUGCACCACGUUUUCAACGUUCGCGCCCCAAGCUUCGGCUGUGGUCGAGCAGACAGUAUGUCUUCUCAAUCUGGUUCAGCAGUGAAGGAAUUCAGAAAGAGAAAGCAUGAAGGUGAAAGCAAAGAAUCGACAAAGAAGCGCAAACAGCAAGACAAUACCAACAAUAAUGUCGAGGAGCGCUCGCCCAAGGUCGACAAGAAGAAAAAGAAGGGACAAGAGCACAUAUCGCUCGACGAUGGCGCGAUGUCUAGCGCUGUUGCAUCGACCGUGAAUGGCGACACAGAAUCCAGCUCUGUUUCUAACUCGAAGCGGAAGAAAGAUACGAAGCGAAAGGACGCAGAAGGACAUGAGGAACAGUCGGGCAUUACUAGUCAGUAUGAGGAUGAAGAGAUGAUUGACGUACCUGCGCCUGACGAACGAGUCGAAGACGCCAAUGCGGAAGAGGAAGGUCCGAGUAAUGAGCAACUGCAGUCAGAUGCAGAGACCUGUUUUCAGACAUUACGGGUGUCACUCUACGUGCCGGUGCCUGCGAUAGCGUCGCAGAACCAGCUGUCAGCCAUCUUAGCGAUACACCUUUCACCACUUCUAUUAAGCUACUUCCCACCAGCUGGCGGUGUCAUUCUCUCCUACCACGAUCCUGUGCUCUCGGCGAAACCUGAACCAGGGCCAAGUCGACCUCUUCUACCUCCGACUAGCGGCGACAUAGAGACAACAGAAGAGUUAUACUCGACAAUAGGAGAAGAGUUCGGCGCGUCUUGGUUAUGGCUGACAGUGACUUUGCUGGUAUUCAAGCCGGAGCCAGGUGAUCGUCUGCAGGGAUGGACGAACGCCAUGUCAGAAGGAUUCGUGGGGUUGGUCAGUUACAACUAUUUCCAAACUUCAAUCUCAAGAAGCCGUAUACCUAAAAGCUGGACUUGGGACGGACCGACCAGACAAAGGCAUAAAGUCCGGAAGACCCCAAAGAAAGGUCGCCUCAACGAUAGCGAUGAUCCCAGCCAGGACACGGCACUCGAUUCGCAAGAAACCCUUGUUGCAUGCCAAGACGAUGCAGUGGAUGGCACAGCCGGUACAUUCCUGGAUGAGAAUGGCUUGCAAAUCUCUGACAAUCUUGGUUUUCGAGUAUUAGACUUGGAAAUGAUUCAGGCACAGGACAGAGGACGACGGUAUGCGUUGCAGCUUGAGGGAACCUUGCUUGGAGAAGAGGAAGAGCAGCAAACAAGAGACGAGGAGAAACUCAAAUGGGAGAGCAGGAAAGCAAAGAGCCGGCCCAGAGCAAGGGCUAGCACACCCAUGAUGAGCGGAGGACUUCGCAGCGGUAGUAUCGCGUCGACACCUUGA